AUGGGUUCAGCUAAAUAUUCAGCCGUUGUGGAUAACUCGAUAGCUCGAUGUAAGAUAGGGCGGCAUUAUCCGUCGGGUAUGGAUGCGCGCGCAGCAGCGUCGCGCGGAGGGCAUCAAAUCGCCUGCGGAGGGCGGCCGUGCCGCGCGUAUUUCGUUGUCUCCCGCGCGAUCACUUGCCACAACACCUCCGACGUCGGUGAGAGGUGCGUUCCGUGCUACAUAGAUGUGCGGUCACUGACCGAUACUGGCUUAGAACACAACAUCACGCGGUUGACCUCCGCCCCGUGCGCGUUCCGUGAUCAAACGAAAUAG
Molecule: messenger RNA, 312 nt
Organism: Arctia plantaginis
Lineage: Eukaryota; Metazoa; Arthropoda; Insecta; Lepidoptera; Erebidae
Source: the annotation of a GenBank genome assembly